Molecule: messenger RNA, 315 nt
Organism: Soboliphyme baturini
Lineage: Eukaryota; Metazoa; Nematoda; Enoplea; Dioctophymatida; Soboliphymatidae
Source: the annotation of a GenBank genome assembly
AUGCGUUUAGCGGAGAAAACAGAACCAAAAGUGGUGCUGGAGCCAUCCGGUGAAAUCCACCUUAAAGCCGGUGAAUUCCUGAACGCCACUUGUUCGAUAUCUGGCCUUCCACCUCCGGUUGGAGCUUGGUACGCGAACCUCGACCAGCUGAAGCAAUACGAUAAUCCAACGAAGGACGGUGUUCUGAUGGUGACGGAGGUAGUCAACGUCACAAGCGGUACGGAAUUUCGCUGCGAAGCUGCCAAUAAACUGGGAGUCACCAGUGCUGUACUAAAAGUCAUCGUGACGGGUAAUCGCCAGCAAACAAGUGCUUAG